AUGGCCUCCGGCAUAGUGAACGCAGUCUUCCUACAAGAUCAGAAGCUGCGCCAGCUGGCGGAGCUGAUCCGCCUCCAAGAGGUCCGCAACAUGUACCACAUAAACUUCGCGAGCCUUGGCGACCAGCUUGAGUACCUGCGCAUGGCCAAUGACAACAUGGCCUCCGUCAACACACUCCUUGACGAAUGCAACGCCGUGGUCGCCCAUCACGGGUCCCACCCGGUCCGUGGGCCCGUGGCCCGCCGGAUCCUAGCCUACGCGGAGCACUGCCUCAACAAUGCCCUCCAGCUUGUCCGAAACUACACCCUGCGCCGGAGCUACCUUGACAAGAUGCUCGACCACCACCACCAGCUGUUCGAGGCGCUCGACGGGCUGGAUGUCUCCACCCAGGCUGCAGCCGAUGACCUCGUAGAGACCAUCCAGGAGUUUGACGACAUGGUCAUGAGCUACAUGAGGCUGAGCCUCAACUCCUUUGCCUCUGCCGAGUUCUCCCGCUACCUAAGGAACGUAGGUAUUGGGUUUGACGAGCUUGUUCGGAGCCAUCAGACCAAGUUGGGGCUGUCGGGCAGUUUCGAGGAUCUGGAGGAAGACCAAAAACUGGAGGUAUACGCCUCCAUCAUUGAGGCCUCUGGCCGUCUAACCGUGCUGACCCGGUCAGACGGCCCGCCCCCUUCCAUAUCUUACCGUAAGAAGAAGCCGGCCUACGGGUCGGCUGCCAUGCACCUGAUGGAUAUCGGGCAGAUCAUCUGGGACGUCUACUCGUCAGACCACCCCAUCACCACUGCCACACGGGAGGCCCUCGUGUUCGCGGCCGAGGCCGGUGGUGCCGCCCUCGGGAAACUCGUCGGGGCUGCAGUCGCAACCCAGCUGACGGGGCAAGCAGCCACCACACUAUUCGUGACGGCCAUGGGACUCGUUGGGGGAUUCGUGGGGGGUUUCAUACUCGGUGCCCUCGCGGGCUUUCUCUUCGACCUCAUCUUCACGUCGGGAGGGCAAAGGCCCCUCCCGACCGACGGCUUCAUCCUCUACGUGGCGCCAAUGCCCAACGGCAACGACAUAGCCAAGCAGAUUGCAUAUACUUGA
Messenger RNA from Striga hermonthica, 1083 nucleotides. Lineage: Eukaryota; Viridiplantae; Streptophyta; Magnoliopsida; Lamiales; Orobanchaceae. The record is from the annotation of a GenBank genome assembly.